Molecule: messenger RNA, 4409 nt
Organism: Cygnus olor (mute swan)
Lineage: Eukaryota; Metazoa; Chordata; Aves; Anseriformes; Anatidae
Gene: POLRMT
Product: RNA polymerase mitochondrial
Exons: 21
Coding region: 48-3758 (1236 amino acids)
Biological process (GO): mitochondrial transcription
Cellular component (GO): mitochondrial DNA-directed RNA polymerase complex
Molecular function (GO): mitochondrial promoter sequence-specific DNA binding; DNA-directed RNA polymerase activity; protein binding
Source: RefSeq, a predicted model, not a curated record
GCGGUGCGGCGCGGCGGGGGGGGGCAUGGCGGCCUAGCGCGGCGGCCAUGGCGCUGCUGCGGCUGCGGGCGGCGCUGCUGGGCCCGGCCCGGCUGCGGGGCGGCGGGAUCCCGUGGAGCGUCCUCAGGACCUACUCCUCCGUCAGCGCCAAGGAGAAGGCGAGGAGAAAUGCGGUCUGCGAGAGGACAGAGCUGCUGGAAGUGCUGAAAGCUCGCGUGAAGCAGCUCCAAGCCUCCAGCGUCCCCGAGGUGACGGUCACCAAAGCGGAGCUGGCGCCGCUGGGGAUCGACAGGCGGCAGGAGCCGCUGCGGCAGGCGGUGGCCGCGCGUGCGGCCAAGGAGCCCCCAGCCCCCAGGCAGAGCGCCGCGGGCCCGGCCCAGCCCAGCGGCUGGGUCGAGAAGCUGAGGAGGGAGAUGUACGUGCGGCAGGCCAAGGUGGAGAGGAAGCUGUCCAUCGCGGCCUCCAAGAUGACUCUGGUGGGCCAGGCCAACGCCAAAGUAAAGGUCAAGGCCAUUCCGAAGACAAAGGCCAAAGCCAAGCCCAAAGCCAAGAAGAGCCCCAAGGAAACCAAAGCGACCGCUUGGAGCCAGAGCCACGCCGGCCCCAGCAGCGCCUACGCCUGCAGCAAGCCCAGGGCGGUGGAAACGAAGCAGGGCGUGAAGGCAGAGAAGCCUCCGAAUGUGCCUGAGAAGAGGGAAAGCAACCACCAGAAGAUCGUGCAGCAGACCAUCCAGUCUAACCUGGAGUGCCUCCUGUGCUUGCAGCAGCCGGAGGAGGCUGAGAGGCUGCUUCUCUCGUAUCACAGCUCCCCCGUGAAGAGAAAGCUUCUGAACGUCGGCGCCUACAACGUCGUGAUGCGUAGCUGGGCAAGAAAGGGCUGCCUGCACCGCCUCAGCCGGCUCCUCUCCAUGCUGGAGUCCGCCGGCCUCCGGCCCAGCCUGGACUCGUACGCGGCAGCGCUGGAGUGCAUGGGCCGGAGCCAGGCGUGCACCAAGAUCAUCUGGAGAUGCGUGCAGCAGCUGAAGCACGACGGCUUCCACGUGGAUGAGCUCUUCCAAAAGUGCCUGUUUGAGGGAGACGAGAAGGAGACGGUGCUGAGGGCCGUCAGGAUCGUGCAGCCUGACUACCAGCUGCCCCCUGCACCCAAGCCCCAGACCUGCAAGUCUGCUCUGCUCAGCAACUUCUACUCCAAGGAGAAGGCGGUGUCCUACCCCAAGCUGGAUUUCUCCGUGCAGGAGCUGCGGGAGCGCUUCCAGCAGCAGCUGGAGAUGGAGCUGAACAGCACCAUAACCAUCGAGUCAGUGGAGUCGACCAAACCGCUGACCCCGCAAGCCCUUAGAGCGCGCAAGCAGCUGGCCGCCCUGCGCUCCCAGUGGCGCGGUGCCAUCCUCCAGGCCCUGCAGAAGUCGAAGCACAACAUGUCCCAGAAGAGGACGAUGUCGGGGUACAACAGCCUCUACCCCUACCUGUGCCUGCUGCCAGAUGAAGAGUACGUGGACAUCAUGAUGCAGAUCCUCAACACGCUCUCUCCGCAAGGAGAAUCCCUGUCUGUCCUAGCCAGGGAGCUGGGCUCCAAAGUCUACGACAGAUACCUCACCCAGAGGAAGCUGCGCAGCCGCCAGCUCGAGAAGGUGCAGCAGAUCUACGAGGACUACAUCCACCUGCUGGCGAAGGACGGCCAGCCCGCGGAGUACUUGCCACGGGAAUACUGGGAGAAGCUGGUGGCAGAAGCCGGCUACGGGCCUUCGCUCACCCUCAAGGACUGCAGCUGGCCGUACGUGCUCCUGAUGCGCCUGGGCGUGUGCCUGCUGGAGAUCCUGGUGCACUCCGUCAAGGUGCCCAGGAACACCCUCAAACCCCGCUUGGAGUCCAGGCUUAUCCCCGUCCUCUACCACAUCUACUCCUUCCGCAGCAGCUGGCAGGUCGGGCUGAUAAAGCCCCACCCCAUCUUCUCCCAGCUCGUGUCAGACGCCGCAGAGACCACGCUGACCUUCAACUCCUCCGUCAUACCCAUGCUGUGCCCCCCGAUACCCUGGACUUCCCCCCACUUCGGUGCCUUUGUGCUGAGCGACACCAAGCUGAUGCGCUACGUGGACGGGGCCUUCCAGCACCAGCAGCUCCUGGACCAGUGUCCCCAGGUGAACCUCCACCCUGUGCUGGACGCCUUGAACCAGCUGGGCAACUGCGCGUGGAAGAUCAACCAGCCGGUGCUGGAUAUAAUCAUCUCCAUCUUCAACAACAAAGGCAACGAGAAGCUGGACAUCCCGCCGCCCCUCUCCGAGGCCCCCAAGCCUCCCGUCACCCCCAGCAAUUCCUCUGCCUGGCACAAGUCCCAGAAGCACGAGCUGCUGCUGUGCAAGAAGAAGGCAGCUGAGAUGCACAGCCUGCGCAUGGACGCGCUCUACAAGCUCUCCAUCGCCAACUACGUGAGGGACAAGGUGUUCUGGUUUCCUCACAACAUGGACUUCCGCGGCAGGACUUACCCUUGCCCGCCGUACUUCAACCACCUGGGUAACGAUGUCACCCGCGCCAUCCUGCUCUUUGCAGAGGGCAGGCCCCUGGGGCCGAAGGGCCUCGACUGGCUGAAGAUCCACCUCAUUAACCUCACGGGGCUGAAGAAGAAAAACAGCUUGCAGGAGCGGCUGCGUUACGCCAACGAAAUCCUGGAGGAGAUCCUGGACUCCGCCGACCGCCCGCUGACGGGCAGGAAGUGGUGGAUGAACACCGACGAACCCUGGCAAGUCCUGGCGUGCUGUAUGGAAAUCGCCAAAGCCUCGAGGUCCCCGGACCCAGCAGCCUUCGUCUCUCAUUUCCCCGUUCACCAGGACGGCUCUUGCAACGGCCUGCAGCACUACGCGGCUCUGGGCCGGGACCUUAUCGGUGCCAUCUCUGUGAACCUGAUGCCCUGCAGCGUCCCCCAGGACGUGUACAGCGCGGUGGCCCAGCAGGUGGAGGAGUUUCGGAAGAAGGAUGCUGCGGAGGGGCUGAAGAUCGCCCAGGUGCUGGAGGGCUUCAUCGGCCGCAAGGUGGUGAAGCAGACGGUGAUGACGGUGGUGUACGGCGUCACGCGCUACGGCGGGCGGCUGCAGAUAGAGAAGCGUCUCAAGGAGAUCGACGAGUUCCCUGAGGAGUACCUGUGGGAAGCGUCUCACUACCUCGUGAGGCAGGUGUUUAACGGCAUCAAGGAGAUGUUCUCAGCGACUCGAGAUAUCCAGCACUGGCUGACGGAGAGCGCCAAGCUCAUUGCCCAGUCGGGACAGACGGUGGAGUGGGUCACCCCCAUGGGCCUCCCCAUCGUGCAGCCCUACUAUCGGGUCAGGUCCACUGUGUUGAAUUCCAACAUGCAGAACCUGAGCGUGAAAAGCUGCGCCAACACCAACCAGAAGCCUGACACAGUGAAGCAGAAAAACGCCUUCCCGCCCAACUUCAUCCACUCCCUGGACUCGACGCACAUGAUGCUCACGGCUCUGCACUGCUUCAGGCAGGGUCUGACCUUCGUCUCAGUCCACGACUGCUACUGGACUCACGCGCUCACUGUGGACGUCAUGAACCAGAUCUGUCGGCAGCAGUUCGUGGCUCUGCACAGCCAGAAGAUCCUGCAGGAUCUGUCCGAGUUCAUGCUGAAGAAGUACUGCAGCCCCAGCAAAGAGAGCAGAGCCCCUUGGCAGAAGAAGCUGAUGGAGCAGCUGUCGAAUGUCCCCGAGACAGGAGAAUUCAACCUGACGAAGGUGAUGGAUUCCACCUAUUUCUUCAGCUGAGCCCCGGCAGCCAGCGGGCCCUGGACCACCUCUGGACUUUGGCUGCCUCGGAGGCUGUGGUAGGCGCUGGCAGGGCUCUUCUGUCCUGCGGCUCGUGGGGAAAGGGGACAGCCGCCAGCCCACCAAGACACCCGCACCACGUGGAGGUGCUGGGGCAAGCUGGGACUCCUGGAGGAGUGCAGGGGGCUGGUGGGGAUGGGGUGGCUGCGCUAUUUGCUGUUACUGCCUGGCGAGGGGAGAGGAGCUGGAGAGGGCUGCGUGGUCUCGUGUGGGGUCAAGGGGUUAGACGGGGUUGGUGUGUCCCUGCCGCUGCUGCCAGCUCCAGAGCUGGCCUGGCUGUCGCUCGUGCUGAAGGUGCUGUCCCUCGGGUCCGUCUUCUCUUCAGCUAGAGGGCUGGGCCCCUGCCCGCAGGGGCAGGAGGGUGACCGUGGCCCUCACAGGAGCCUCCCCCUGUGGGGUGGGUGCUGCUCUCCGUGCCCAGGUCCAGCCACCGGCCACCGCCCCAGCUCUUGCUGUAGCACAGCCUCUGCAGCUCCCCCCUCUUUUCCAGGGAUGUGUUUAAAUUCUGCUCGCUGGGUCUCAGGUAGGGGAAGAAAACCACUAACACGGGCGGAAGUGUAUGAUACUGUAAAUAAAAUGGUUUUUGAAAUA